GGGGCCGUCACUUCCUGGCCCUGCAGCCGCCGGCAGCGAGGCGACAGCCGGGGCCGGGGGCGGCGGCUCCCGCAGCCCGCCCGCCACCAGCACCGCCACCACCAUGCCCUUUGACUUCAGGAGGUUUGACAUCUACAGGAAGGUGCCAAAAGACCUUACACAGCCAACCUACACAGGGGCCAUUAUCUCUGUCUGCUGCUGUCUCUUCAUAUUGUUUCUCUUCCUGUCGGAGCUCACCGGAUUCAUAGCCACUGAAAUAGUUAAUGAGCUCUAUGUGGAUGACCCAGACAAAGACAGCGGAGGUAAAAUAGAAGUGAACCUGAACAUCAGUUUGCCAAACCUGCACUGUGAAUUGGUUGGACUGGACAUCCAGGAUGAAAUGGGAAGGCACGAAGUGGGUCACAUUGACAACUCGAUGAAGAUCCCUCUCAAUAACGGGGAUGGCUGCAGGUUCGAGGGCCAUUUCAGCAUCAACAAGGUCCCUGGCAACUUCCACGUGUCGACGCACAGCGCGACGGCGCAGCCCCAGAACCCCGACAUGACUCACGUCAUCCACAAGCUCUCAUUUGGGGACAAGUUACAGGUCCACAACGUUCACGGAGCAUUCAAUGCCUUGGAGGGAGCAGACAAGCUCAGCUCAAACCCCCUUGCCUCUCACGACUACAUCCUGAAGAUUGUCCCCACGGUGUACGAGGACAUGAGCGGCAAGCAGCGGUACUCCUACCAGUACACGGUGGCAAAUAAGGAAUACGUAGCCUACAGCCACACCGGCCGCAUCAUCCCGGCCAUCUGGUUCCGGUAUGACCUGAGCCCCAUCACAGUGAAAUACACAGAGAGGAGACAGCCUUUGUACAGGUUUAUCACAUCGAUAUGUGCCAUCAUUGGAGGAACAUUUACUGUAGCUGGGAUCCUCGACUCCUGCAUUUUCACAGCAUCAGAGGCCUGGAAGAAGAUCCAGCUGGGCAAAAUGCAGUAGCAGUGAAACUCUACCCUCGACUCCAAGGACAGGAGCAAAGAUUGAGAGAUCUACCACUACCUGUUUUUGUCUUUAUUUUCUAUUUGAUUGAAUCAGUAUGUUUUUCUCUAAUCAGGCUGUUCAGUGAAGACGUCUUCAACAAAUCAAAGAAAUCUCCAUGCAUUUCCGAGCUCUGAGAGGGAAAAAUAAGUGGAAUCAGGGUGUGGAUUUCGAUUCCCUCCCCCCAGAAAGAGAGGUUGAAAUGCCAUAUCAGAUCUAAGUAAGGAUGACAGUCUGUCCUCUGGGAGGUCGCUAUGGCAGUGCACAGACUAGGGAGUAGAUGGCAAAGAGCUGAACUGUCUUGUGGCACUUUUUGGAGUUCUGUUGGAUUUGCAUGAUCAGACAAUCGACUUUUGUAUAGGGCAAAAUUACACAUGAGGAAGAAAUUCCACCCAUGGUGCCAAAAAGGUGAUGUAUCUGUUGGUGAGGAAUGGAAAGUGUUAGUCCCCACAGCAAACCUAAGAGACAGAGGGCAGAAAUAACGUAUCAAGAAAUGUUCUAUGCUUUUAUUGAAAGCUCAGUUGUUCAGAUACAACCUUUCUAAUGAAGUGAACAAAGGAGAAGAGGAAGCCUUCCCCAGCUACCUUUUCCUGGGUAAUCUGUGAUCCCAGCAGUGGAGGGCAUUUCUUUUACUCUGGAUGUAAAAGUGGUUUCAUUUCUUCCCACUAACUGAAUAUCCAGUCUUGUGUUUACAGGUGGCAUGAAGUAAAAACCAAACUGAGCAACACAGUUUUAUGUGGCCUUUGCUUUGAAAGGGAAUAGUUGUCUUUACAGCAUUAGCUUUUAUUUCUUCUGUUUUUAAACACAGACCACCCAAAAGUCUGGAUUCUGCACUUCUGCUUUAUUAUUGUUGUUAUCGUUUUUUUUUUUGAAAAGAGGUUGUACAUUCUCUGUGCUCAGAAAAAUGGUGCAGCCUUCUGGGUGGAUGAGCACAGCUUCCCCUCUUGCUCUGUGUGUGUGUAUUCAACACACCUGUCAAACACAGGAAUUCUGACUUUUCAGGAUUUAAGGUGCCUCCCUUUUCCUUUAAAACUCAGUCAGGCAUCUUUUCUGAGCCCUGGACUGACACUGCUCUCCCACAGGUACACAGGGCAGCAUUCCCACAGGCUGACCCUUGCUGGGAGUUUUCUUUGAUUCCUUAAAAUGGUACCUGAGCUUCCCUGUCCAUUCCUUCAAGCCUUGUCUUCUGGAGCCUCCAAAAAACGGAGAUGUGAGGGGAAAACUCCUGCCAGGGCUGUGUUGCAUGUUGUGGUGGGCAUGAGGUCACAAAAAUGAGACCAAAUGCCCGCCAGUACAUUUUCCAGAGCCUCAUCAAUGUUCCUUGAGUAGUGACAGUCUCCGCAUGCCUUGUGAAUGUCUGAGCUGAGGAUACACAAAUUUUAAGUGUUCCAGGAUGGAUAAAAGAAGAAAAAAAAUAAAUCAUAAAAUAAAAAUCUUGAACUCAGUGCUGUAAAUUCUAAGAUGGGUGCAGAGUUUCUCUUGGGUGAUACCCAUUGCCUUUUCCUGGAGGCAGACUAUCCAAACUUUAUGCUGUGAUGAUACAAAUCGUUGAAUAUUCAGUGUUACUGUUAGAGUCAGAUGCAUUUCAGAAGAAUUCCUGAUUGUCUGUUGAAAUUGUCUCGUUGCUUUGGAACCAGGGAAGGUGCAGCCAGUUUUAUCCACCCACCAAGAAGAAGCAGCCAGCUGCUCUCCCCCUGCCAUGCUCUGCCCUGUAGUGACUUCGGACAAGCGACAGCACUGGAGUUUUUCCCUUGUUGUUACUCCGGACUGAUUGCUCUUACUUUAGGUGUAAACUGGAUUGUGUGACUUCCUGGACCCCUUCAUGUAUGGAUAGAUUUUUUUACAUUUUUUUCUUUUUCCAUUUACAAAAAUGAACUUGAAAAUGAGAUGCUUAUGUUCAUUUGGGGCACGUGUCUGUGUGCCUGCGAGCGGUACCCUCUGGAUGUGGGAUUUUCCAUGGCAAUUGCUUCUCCUGCUGGCUGAAGGAUUUCCUCUAAUCCACUGUGACCAGCUGAAGCUCACAGCUAAAAUGUCCUAGUUUUUCCUUUUGGAUUUGGUGAGUCUUUGCUGACAGCUUGGGAACAGUGGAUUACAACGAUGAAAUUUUUAAUAUUUUAGCAUCUUCCUUAUGCUGAGAUUUAUUUAGUGCACCCUUCUCCUGAGCUGGGCAAGGGGAGAUCUUUGCAGAAAAUUUCAUUUUCUGAAAUUUCUCCCCCAGUACAAUUUCUUUGACACAGACAAAGUGGGUUGCAGAUUCCUUGUGUCCCCUGGUGUGUUAUUUCCAUCCUGCUCCCCAUUCCCCAUCUGUAUUAAACUGCCUCCUGUGUAGUCCAGGCCAGUUCUCUGAACCAGACCAGUGAAAUUGGUUGGUUUGUUUUGGUUUUUUUUUUUUUGGAAAUAAAACACUUCAGCGUGCCUGCUCUCUCUGCCAAAAUAUCCCCAGUAAUAAGGUAAUUAAUAAGGUAAUAAAUCACUUUUUUUUUUUUUUUUUUUUUUUUGGCUAGAUGUGGAAAACAAAUUGUACUCAAGUUAGGAGAAAUAGUCUGUACCUUGGUUCUCUAAACCAGGUCUAAGCCUUUGAGUGCUACCAAGCCAAGGCCACCUUCUGGGGCUGCUGGAAGUUGGGCUGAGCUUUUCCUUCAGGCGUGGCUGGCUCGGGUCACACCGUGGCACUGCAUCGUGUGUUUACAGAAGAAUCUGCUCUUCAUCUCUCCAAAUGUGAAAGCAAGGCAUUUACUGCCUCUGCAUCCAUGAGAUUUCACUUCCAUUUUUAAUUUUCUGAAGACAAGAUGAGCUUAGUUGUGCUUUUAGAUGUCCUUGCAAACAAAAGAAUUUUGAAUCAGAGCAGAAGGAAAGCCUCGGUUGUAGGUGCUCAUCCCUCUUCCUGACUUUGCCCUUUCAAGUCAGUGUUUUCAUUGAAGUGUUUGGGUUUCCAAGAAAGACAUCUCUGUAGGAAGUAAAAUAUUUGAAACUCCCAUUUUAAACUACUCCCUGUAACUCCAGACUCCACCCUAUGGUGCGAACUUGAGGCAUAGAAUGCUUUGCAAUGGUGGAAUUAAAAACUUGUAGCUCUAGGGAAAGUUAUUAGGUGUAUUCUAGGCAGUAUCUGGACUGCUGAAGAGGAUUUUUUAAAGAAAAUAAAAUGAAAGUGGGGUACAAAAAUCCGGGAGAGAUGCAUCUGUGAAUGUUUGAUCUGAUCUCUCAAAUACUUGCAUUCGACUGCGCUGUCAGAAGUGAGGUCUGCGAUGUAGGUGGCCCUGUGUGCCACCAGUUCCUGAGUCCUUCUCAUUUAAUGUCCUUUCUCUGUGUGACACACGGGCUGCUGGGGCUGGCAGUGGCUGGGAUGAGUCUCUGCUUUAGAAGGGUUGUUUGAAGUUGCAAACUGGGGGUGUCAGUGAGGGGUUUCUCCUUGGAAUGUGGGAGAGGGGGGCAGGGAGGAGGGGCAGCCCUGCGGUGUCUGGUACAGCGACGUUUAAAGCACAAGUCUUCGACAUUUCUACAGUGGAGACUGUUAAGGAGUUCUGGCAUUUGUCUUUAAUUUACAACCUUAUGUUAAUAAACUAUUAGCCUUUAUAGUUCCAUAAUUAAAAAUAAAACUCUUACGUGUUUUGA
Molecule: messenger RNA, 4627 nt
Organism: Corvus hawaiiensis (hawaiian crow)
Lineage: Eukaryota; Metazoa; Chordata; Aves; Passeriformes; Corvidae
Gene: ERGIC1
Product: endoplasmic reticulum-golgi intermediate compartment 1
Exons: 10
Coding region: 104-976 (290 amino acids)
Biological process (GO): retrograde vesicle-mediated transport, Golgi to endoplasmic reticulum; endoplasmic reticulum to Golgi vesicle-mediated transport
Cellular component (GO): endoplasmic reticulum membrane; Golgi membrane; COPII-coated ER to Golgi transport vesicle
Source: RefSeq, a predicted model, not a curated record